CUAAUUAUCUUUGCUUUGCAACAUUCUCUCUAUUCUUCUGACAAAAUACUGUCAUUCCUCUAAAAUCGACAAUUCCUAAUUACAAACAAGUAUGACUUCGCCAACUUCUAAUAAGUCUAUCAACAUCACGUCUCGUGAGUCUACGACCUCCACAUCCCCUACUGGCAGUAGUAGUACUCGGUCUGCCCACAGUUCUGCUGCUUCUUCCCCAAGGCCUAGGCGUGGUGCCAACGGUAAGAGCAGGAGUCCGGUAGCGAGGAAGCCCCAAAACAACGGUGAUGAACGUCUCCCAUCUACUGUGGGUUCCCCUAGUAGCAGUAACAACAGCGGUGGUGAAAUUAACAAUAUGAAGGUGCAACUUUACAAGACUAAAGUUUGUCGCCAUUAUAUGCGUGGAAGUUGCAGGUAUGGAAGUCGCUGUACGUUUGCCCAUCAGCUGAGCGAACUUGGUGCUCGUCCAGACUUCUACAAGACUAAGAUGUGUGCUCGUCGUAACUGCAAGGACGCCAAUUGCCAGUAUGCUCAUUCGCCUGAAGAGCUGAGGUCCCCUUUUGGCAACAGCAGCCCACAAGUGUGUUUGGGUGCUCUCGAUGGGAGCUGUAAUGAUCCUAAUUGCAAGCUCUCUCAUAACAAGACCCAGGCUCAAGAGUCAAUUCUGGCUGGAGCCCUUGAACUCUCACGUCAAGGUCGGCUUGGUCAGAAUCAGCACACACAACAACAACAGCAGAUGAAUGGUGUACCGGCGGCAAGCCUCCAACGUAACAACAAUAGUAACCGUCUUGCCAGUCCGGUGUCGUCCUCUCUUCCUGCUGCUGCUGAUUCUAUGGCUAUUCCUUCAUGGUCGGUCCCAUCGCUGAUGCAGUCUGUUCCCAGUGGCCUUCCUGCUCAUGCCCCGACGAGUCACUCGAGCCCUCUAUUGAGUACCUCGAAGACUCGAUCAGUCCAGGGUCAACAGCAGGCUUCCCCUACUGUUACGCUCGACGGUGGUAACGGCCAGGUCAACAACCAACAGCCUGACUUAACCGACCCUAGUUUGCUGAAGGCGCUGGAGACUCUACUUGCAGUUAACGACCAGCAGUCAGCGUUCUCUGAGUCCCACUCAGGGACUAUGCCGAAUAGCUACACCCCUUACGGUUCCAAUACUACUGAUGCAUCCCUUCUUCCUGGCAAUUGGCCUGACUUCCCUCUCGCUGGCUCUGAGAGUGCUUCCUACUACCCCUCUACUGCUGUAUAUGGUACUUCGCAGAAGGCUAGUGAUAGCUUGUUGGGAAGUGCUACUAAUCAGGAGACGAUGUAG
This is a messenger RNA of Perkinsus marinus ATCC 50983, 1297 nucleotides long. RefSeq lists its product as hypothetical. The record is from RefSeq and is a predicted model, not a curated record. Gene Ontology annotation, molecular function: metal ion binding; mRNA binding. The transcript is spliced from 5 exons. The coding region runs from base 92 to 1297 and encodes 401 amino acids. NCBI's taxonomy places the organism in Eukaryota, Perkinsozoa, Perkinsida, Perkinsidae.